Molecule: messenger RNA, 1665 nt
Organism: Neoarthrinium moseri
Lineage: Eukaryota; Fungi; Ascomycota; Sordariomycetes; Amphisphaeriales; Apiosporaceae
Exons: 3
Coding region: 1-1665 (554 amino acids)
Source: RefSeq, a predicted model, not a curated record
AUGCUUGCCUCGCCGCACUCCCGCCGGCUGCGGCUGUUUGGGGGAUUCACCGUGCUUGCCAUUAUCGCCACAUAUAUUCACAUCCGACCGAGUUGGCGGCAGACGACCUAUGAGUACGCUGCGGACCUGUCUAGCAGCGUCUCCAACUACUUCGGCCGCGAGCAGGUGUACAACAACACAUUGUACCAGCAAGGGACUGAAGGCACCGUGGUGCAAUACCACAACUUCAGCAACCCCUGCGCCAACUUCCCAGACACAGAUGGCGUCCUCCUUGUUAUGAAGACCGGCGCGACCGAGGCAUUCGACAAAGUACCCACCCACCUGUUGACAUCGCUACAAUGUCUCCCCGAUUUCCUCAUCUUCUCGGACAUGGAGCAACAAAUCGGGAAGUACCACAUCUACGACGUCCUGGCAGGAGUGGAAGAGAAGGCCAAGGCCCACAACGAUGACUUCGAUCUGUACCGAGACCAGAAGGACUGCCCUGUCUCGCAAAAGACCUGUCUGGACGCGCGAGAGGAGGGCCACCGGGCUUGGAACCUAGACAAGUACAAGUUUCUGCCCAUGAUGGAACAGACGUGGCGGAUGCGACCGGGUCGAGACUGGUAUAUCUUUGCCGAGGCCGACACCUACGUCUUUUGGGCGAACGUUGUCUACUGGCUGCGCACCCAGAGCGGCCUCAACCCCAAGGAACGGGUCUACCUGGGCAGUCGCAGCUUCAUAGGAGGGACGCCAUUCGCCCACGGCGGGUCAGGAUACAUCCUGAGUGGCACUCUGUUGCGCCAUCUCAUCGAUCACCACCCUGGAAUCGUGCAGCAGUACAACAUCAAGGGUGCACACGAAUGCUGCGGUGAUCUGAUGCUUGCCCAGGCGCUGGAAGAGUACGAGAAUGUCAAGAUCCGUCAGGCGUGGCCCAUGUUCAACGGCGAGAAACCCAGCACGCUUCCCUACGGUCCGGGACACUGGUGCGAGCCGAUCUUGACGAUGCAUCACAUGAAUGCCGAAGAAAUUAGUAAUGUCUGGCAGUUCGAGCAGACACGCAAGACAGAUCGCACGCUCUUGAUCAAGGACUUGUAUGAGACUCUCAUCGCCCCCAAUAUGCAGGUUAAGCGACAAGACUGGGAUAACCUGUCGGAUGACGUCUGCUACAUCAACCCAGACCCGGCAGCUCAGGCACGAGCGGACGACCACCGAAAGCGAAGACAAAAGAAGGAGAGCGACAUGACAGAUACCGAAAAGGUGGCUUGGAAAUCACCCGAGAACUGCGCCCGCGUGUGUGAGGAGGAGGAUGUGCCAGAUGAGGAGGACCUGAUAUGGGGCGGAUCACGGCAGAAAAUCGUCCCCCGCGAACCGAACUCGGGAGAGCCGUCACCCGCGCUGGCUCUUGACACGGAGAAGGCAGAGGACUCGGACGCAAGCGAUGCAGCCAUGAGAGAGCAAUGGCACCGCGCCAUGAACGAGAAGAAGAAGAGCCGCACGUGCUUCCAAUACACCUGGCACGACCAGCAAUGCUGCACAGCCAAGAGCUUCAAGUUGGGGGCCCCCAAGGCCAAGUCUGGCAACGACAAGUCGCGCUGGGUCAGUGGCUGGGAUCUGAAGGGUAUCAAUGAUUGGAUCGACGCCAUGGGCGAGUGCACCCAGGUCGCUUGGAAGAAGCUGGAAGCGUGA